This is a messenger RNA of Daktulosphaira vitifoliae (grape phylloxera), 875 nucleotides long. RefSeq lists its product as uncharacterized. The transcript has 7 exons. Bases 67 to 567 code for a protein of 166 amino acids. The record is from RefSeq and is a predicted model, not a curated record. Lineage: Eukaryota; Metazoa; Arthropoda; Insecta; Hemiptera; Phylloxeridae. Gene Ontology annotation, molecular function: odorant binding.
UCUUAAUUGUGGAUUUAUUGUCGUUCAAGUUAUUUAUAUUUACUCUCGAAUUAAAUAAAUACUAUCAUGUUAUUUAUAAUUUUUUUAUCUUCCACCAUAGGAUUCCAACUUGUAAAAGGAAACGAUCCUUAUGAGACUUAUCACAAUCAAAGUCAGCUCAUGGAUGCUACCAUAAGUAACAUGUUUUCAUGUUUAACUGAGUUGAAUAUUAACCCAGAUGUUUGUAAAGAUAUGUUAAAAAAAGGAGCAGAUCCAACCGAUAAGAAAUUUGAUAGUUGUAAGUGUAUUGGUCCAUGUGUUGGUCAAAAAAUGGGAACGAUGAACAAAAAAACAGGUCACUGGAAUAUAACAAGAUUUAUAGAACUGGAAAAGUUGAUUGAUAAUGAAGUUCUCAUGAAAGAAGCUAAACUGAUAGAAACUCAUUGCCAAGACGACGUGAAUACAUUUUGUGAUGCUGGAUUUGUAUUGGCUAAUUGCAUUUUAGAACAUUCAGCAAUGGCUAAAGAAAUGUUACAGAACUAUAUGGAUUCAAACGAUUCCGGUGAUCAGAAAGAAGAGAACCGUUAAAUAUAGAUGUAUACCAUAAUUAAUAUAAUACAUUUUUGGCAUUUUAAAUUAUUUUUAAUCUAUGCUAAGUAUUUGAUAAAAAAUAUAAAAUUAUUUAGGUAAAAAAAAUUAUUCUCUUUUUAAUACCCCUUGAUUGUAUUUAUUAUAAUUUGUGCAAAAUGUGAAUAUUAAUACACCAAGAUUCAACCUAUAUAUUACUUUUUGAAGUUGAGUUUAAAAAAAGUAAAACUAAAAUGUUGUUUAUAUAUUCUUUAUUUAUUUUUUAAUUUAUGUUAUUAUUAACUAUGUUGAUAUAAAAUGUUGCGAGG